AUGGGAUUUCACCCAUUUGAAGUCUCGGCCGCCCACUUGGCGUACACCUUCCUAGGAGGGUUCGUCGUGAUAUUUGGUAUGCUGUCCCUUUUUUUGAAGGAGAAGCUUUAUAUUGGUGAAGCACCCAUUGCGACUGUUCUGGGUAUCAUCAUUGGACCACAUUGUCUCGGAUUAUUUGAUCCUGCAGGAUGGGCAGGUCAGAAGGAUGAGAUAACGGAUGAGAUUACACUGGAAGUCACCAGGGUGGUCAUUGCUAUAUCUGUGUUUGCGGUAGGAGUGGAAUUGCCAAAAGCCUAUAUGAAGAGACAUUGGAGAUCCCUGUUCUUCCUACUAGGACCAUGCAUGGUAUGGGGAUGGAUGGUCUCGGCGCUUCUCAUGUGGGGUCUGAUCCCAGGUCUCCACUUCCUCGGUGCAUUGGUCAUCGCAGCAGGAGUAACGCCUACCGAUCCUAUCUUAGCCCAAGCGGUUGUUGGUGGAAAGUUCGCCGACAAACAUGUUCCCACCCAUAUCCGACACCUUCUUUCAGCUGAGUCAGGAAGUAACGAUGGAGCAGCCUUCCCGUUCUUAUACAUCGCCUUGUACUUGAUGCUCGACAAAAGUCCAGGACAUGCUGUUGGAGAAUGGUUCUACAUGACCUGGUUGUACGAAAUCGUCCUUGGUGUGACAAUCGGUAUAAUUCUUGGUUUCACUGCUCGGAAGUUCAUGAAGUUCGCGGAAAGAAAGAGGUUGGUCGACAGACAGUCUUAUGUGGCUCAGUAUGUCAGUUUAGCUGUUUUGUCAAUGGGUGGUACCGCACUUCUAGGUAGUGAUGAUUUGUUAUGUGCCUUCGCAUGUGGUUGUGCUUUCGCUUGGGACGGGUACUUCAAUAAAGCUACGGAAGAUGCUGUGUUCUCGAACGUUAUCGAUCUGCUUUUCAAUUGUGCUGCAUUUAUCUAUAUUGGAGCUAUUAUUCCAUUUGGAGAAUGGAAUACUCCGGAUCUCCGUGUAUGGCGACUUGUGGUCCUUGCUAUUCUGAUCUUGAUGAUUCGUCGUCUGCCAGCCAUUGUUGGCCUCUACAAGUUCAUCCCAGAUAUCAAGACUUUCAGAGAAGCUAUUUUCACAGGAUGGUUCGGUCCCAUGGGUGUCGGAGCUAUUUUCAUUUCGACCUUGGCUAGAACGAGUAUACCUGAGGGUGAUGUUGAGAAGGAUACCGCCCAAGUAGAACGUGUGCGCGAAGUCAUCGGUCCUAUUACAGCGUUCCUGGUUCUCUCUUCGAUUGUCACCCACGGUCUUUCCAUUCCUUUCUUCUCACUGGGUCGACGAGUGCAUUCGAUCACCUACACUCGAUCUCGUGGUCUUUCGAUGGAUCAGCGGGGCGAUGAGCCGGCAUGGACUACGCACGCUCGACGUAUCUUACCAGGGCAGCAAAUCACCAUCAAUCGUGAUGACGAUCCCGAAGAAGGUGAUAUGGGAGUGAGGCGGAGAGAUACGCUUCAUGAUGGAUUUAACGGGGAGAAGCUUGGGUCACAAGAUAGCGGUGGCAGCUCAAGCUCAAGGACUGUUCCUCACGGCGAAGAAAUCGAGAUGCGGGAGCAGUAUCAGGGUAAAUUAGAGCCACAACAGGAAGAACCACAUGAAGGCGAGGCCGCAGAGCUGGGUCGACGGCGUUCGACAGAUAGCGGAGCGUCCCGGACCAGUCGUCGCUCACGACUCUCUAGGACGAGUAGGAGAAGCUCGGUGGAUAGUCGAGGAUGUCAUGUUGAAGGCACAGACGAUGAGCAGGAAGACGAAGAAGCUCGAGGAGACAGGGAGAUAGAUGACAAAGCAGGAGAGAGGACACCUCCUCUCGCUCAAUACCGUGAAGGUCACCAUCUUGUGAUCGAAAGAAAGAAAAAGGGUAGUGAGGAGGUCGAAGUCGAGGUCAUCCGUAAUCACUUCAGUGACGAUAAGCCAAGCGAAAUGGAUACCUUUGUCCAUCCUCAUCGACUCAAGUCCAAAGAAUUGGACAAGAUGCUUCAUAUGCUACCGAAAUCGCUCGAACAUGCCACAUCUCACGUCCGAAACGAAGGUAAAGAAGCGGUCGAUCGACUUGGUCUUGGUCUUAUGCGAGGCGCAAGUACGCCUAGUGUACUGGAAAGUGAGAAUCAACUCGAGCAAUCGAUCUCGGCUCAAGGUAAUCAAACUCAAGCUCAAGCUCAACAAAAUGUUAACGAGGAAGCUGUAUCUGAUACUGAAGAAGCCCCAUCUUCUGGAAAUUACCAAUCAUACAACAAAAUACCAGCAAUCAAUGUUCAUAGCGGAAGCGGAAGCGAGAGCAAGAGCAAACGAAAAUCUAUCGCCGCCAGGCUCUUCGGAAGGAAGUCCAAUGAUACCGAAAACAUUCCAUCAAAAGCAGAAGAAGGUCUGGCUCCUCCUAAUCCGACUUUACUUGUCCCACCAUCGAAAUCUGAUAUCUCUAGACCGGUCCCCAUAGUGAGCUCCCCUGAACCGAUCGAUGAAGGAUCGCGCAGUGGCUCGUUCGGGGUACCCUUGACAAGGACUAUGUCGGCGUCAAGAAGUCCAGCUAUCCGCUUCGCACCUGACGUUGAACCUUCCUCUGAGACUGCUCCGACGAUCAAUAAUUAUGGUGCAAACGCCCCGGGAUUCAAGAAAAACCCUAAUCUCGCGAUGUUCAGAUCUGCUUCCAUACAAUCGACAGGAUCCAACAAAGGUGGUGAAGGUCCGAGUGUAUCGUUUGUGGAACCGGACAAGCAGCGGUAA
Molecule: messenger RNA, 2739 nt
Organism: Kwoniella botswanensis
Lineage: Eukaryota; Fungi; Basidiomycota; Tremellomycetes; Tremellales; Cryptococcaceae
Exons: 9
Coding region: 1-2739 (912 amino acids)
Biological process (GO): regulation of membrane potential; sodium ion export across plasma membrane; proton export across plasma membrane
Cellular component (GO): plasma membrane
Molecular function (GO): sodium:proton antiporter activity
Source: RefSeq, a predicted model, not a curated record